CGCGGAGUCCGUCGCGAGAGACACACGUUGUAUUACGUUGUACCGCGACUGCCGACCGGUUCGUUCUGCCCUGUGUAUCUAUGCCCUGUGUUAUAACUCUGAAAGUACGUAAAUAUCACAUUAACUAGCCAGUGUUGCAAGUGCAGCUUCCAGUGAGUUCGGAGCCGCAUCACACGAGUGCGUAUCGUAAACGCUUCUAGUGAUAGUCGGAUCGGAGUUGCAUUCUGCAGGGCGCAACGGUGUGAACCAGUGUGUUGAAACAGCAUGUAGCUAGCAGUCGGUGGUUCCAAGUGAUUUCUUUAUCGGACAUGAUGACGGAUUUCGACGACAGGGCGGUGGACGACGACGUCGGGUACGAAUACGACACGACCAAGAUUCCUGAAAUCGUGACCCCGGAUGAUAUGAACGAGUCUGGGUACCAGGAAGGGUCGGAGCAGAGUUAUGGAGAGAGGAGAGAUUCGAAGGAAGGUUUUGGGGGAGAGGGUGAUUCAGACAGUGGUGUGGACGGGGUAAGCAGUGGGUGCAGUACGGCGGAUGACUGUCCAGUGGUGUCGAUCAAUGAUGUUGUGGCGUACUACGAUGAUCUCCGCCCGAGGAGGCGGCAUGCUCCGCAGCUCAAUUUCUACAACGUGGAUAUCGAGAGGAUGGCUAUGGAUGCUGUGGCUCAGAGCGAGUCGAGCUAUUCGCCAUCGGAGGAUGGAUGCGGCGAGCGGCAUGCUGUGCUGUCGUAUGAGCAGGUGCGGCGACUUAACGACGUGAUGGACGAGGUGGUGCCUAUCCAUGGGCGCGGCAACUUCCCCACACUGCACGUGCGUCUGCGCGAGCUGGUAGCGGGCGUGCGAGCGCGACUUGAGGCCGCUGUUAGCGUAGGCGGCGCGGGCGUAGUCGUGCGCGACGUGCGCCUAAAUGGCGGCGCGGCCUCCCACGUGCUUGCUGACCGCCCUCAGCCAUACUCUGAUAUCGAUUUAAUCUUCACGGCCGAGCUGCCUACAGCGCGUCACUGCGACCGCGUUAAGGCGGCCGUGCUUCAGCAUCUUGCUACACUGUUGCCGCCGGCCACACCGCGCCGUCGAGCCAGCCCUGCCGGACUGAAAGAAGCGUAUGUCACUAAGAUGGUGCGCGUCAACUCUGAUGGCGACCGCUGGUCACUAAUAUCGUUGGGCAAUUCACGCGGGCACAAAUCCGUAGAACUCAAGUUUGUCGACACGAUGCGCCGUCAGUUCGAGUUUUCGGUAGACUCGUUCCAGAUUGCCCUCGACUCUCUUCUCGCAUUUCAUGAGUGCGCGCAGUUACCGAUCGGAGAGAACUUCUACCCAACUGUGGUCGGCGAGUCAGUAUACGGCGAUUUUCACGAGGCGUUGCAACACCUCUCUGAGAAGCUGAUAGCGACGCGUCAGCCGGAAGAGAUCCGCGGCGGCGGCCUUCUUAAAUAUUGCGCGCUGCUUGCCAAGGCAUAUCGACCGGCGCGACCAGAUAAAAUCAAAACGCUAGAGCGCUACAUGUGCUCGCGGUUCUUUAUUGACUUUCCCGAGCUCGGUCAGCAGCGCGCUAAGCUCGAGGCUUACCUACGGAAUCACUUUGUGGGCCCCGAGGAGGAAGCACUCAAACACAGAUACCUAACCCUGCUGCACGGCGUGGUGCGCGAGUCGACCGUGUGCCUGAUGGGGCACGAACGACGGCAGACGCUGGCGUUGAUCGAGGCGCUGGCGUGUCGCGAGUUGUGCGCACGUGCACCUCUGUUCUUGGCUCCACCGCCGCCACCACCCGGUUACUACGUGUGCGUGUGCGCGGCUUGCGCUGCAUGUGCUGCGUGUGCCGCCGCCGCCAGCGCCGCAGCGCAGGUCUGCUGCGAAUGCUGCCGUGGCGCGCUGCCGCCUAUGCCCAUGCCCGCGCACGCGCCGGCGUGACCACACUAGGCGCGCGACGCGGUCGCCGGCCGACAGGCGUGAUUCUCCCCCUAUCGAUCGAUGAAUUUAGUGCCAAAUGUAUAUAAUACGAGUAAAAAUAUAUGUAUAUAUAUGAUUCGCUCUCCUAGGUGUGACUGUAUAUAGAGUUUCGCGGUCCGCUUCGUAUUCUUGGCUGGAUUAUAUUGUAAUUUUAGUCGACAAAAAAAAUAUUAAAAGAGAAACGUCGAAGCGAAAAAAGACAGGCCGGUAGACUUAAGUUUCAAAGGCGCGUGCACGCCGCUGACAAACGCGUAGUGGAGACAAUUCACUCGGUGUCAAUUCGAGUUGCUCACUUUACCCAGAUCAAUUGUGGGUCGUCAAUAGGCGCAGCGGGACAGUACACCGCAGCACCACCCAUCGCCAAUUAUAUUGAAUAGGACGUUAGCUAGAGCCAUAAGGAGCGUGCGAUACGUCCAGGCGGAGCUCACUAGAUCGAUGCGUGGAAUAAUUUCUAGUCGUACUCCUUUCGUGUUGAUAAGUUAAUAUGUUAGCAGUACGAAAAUUAUUAUUCACGUUAAAAAGUUAGGGAGUAAGUCUGAGUCGAUGGUCUGCCUAUGAAAAAGACUAGUUAGUUACGUUUAAGCUUUUAUUGUACUAUAGAAAUUGUCUCCAUAAAAUAGUGGCAUGUCUCACAAGACAGAAGGAGGCGUAGGAUGCGGAAUGGGAACAGACUGCAAUUGGAAAGAUGUAGCACAUGUCUGAAGUAAUUAGAAAGUAGAUAAAACAACUCCGGCCUUGUCCGAUGGCCUUUACGCGAGAAAUUCCGUUCUUUUAUAGUUUUUAUUGCGCCGUUGUGUAGCGCGCUGGCCACAGCCCUUGGCCAGGAGCGCCCAAAACGAAUACAUAUUUUACUAUAGAGUAUUUUAUAUAACUUAAAGAUGUACUGUGUAUACAAUUUUCCUCUCUCGUGAUCGCUCUAGUAUUGUAUACGGCUUGGCGUACGAAGUAACAAACUAAGAUUAAAUAUAAAACAAGAAAAAAAAUAAAAAACAAAAAAAAAAUUGUUAAACUAAGGUGUGUACAAUAUUAAAGUCACUCUUGUUAAUUAUAAAUCAUAUAUAAAUAUUUUAAGAACAUUUACAAGUAGCGAAAUCAUUGUAACUGAGUACUUAUGAAUAUGUUUUUUAACUCCUAACAUCUCAUCAAUUACAGUUUGUAUAAAAGCAGUAAAUGUUAUGACAAAAUGUGAUUUAAUUGUUGUAGAGUUAACCUGUUGUCGAAGAAUAUUAUACACUUACAUAACAUUAUUAUGUAGAUUAAAUCCAAUAGAGAGAUAUACUAUUACUGUUGUAUUUUAAUGAGAUAUAGCUAUUAUAAACGACCGUAUAAACAUUGUCCGGCCAAAAUGUGCAUGUUUUAGAUAUUUGCCAAUGCAUAUUCAAGAUAAACUAUAUUUAUACAAAAGUAUUGCAUGGAAGUCUAUUAGGGCUUGUACUAAACAAUGUUGUUACGAUAUAGUCUAUAUUUUUGGUAGUUUGUAUAUCCGGAGUGAUUAAGUACAAUCCGUUUUUAGUUAUCUUAUACUUCGGAACAAUUAACGAGUUUAUUAUGAACGAAUUUCCGAUUUGCUCACUGUCGAACCAAAAUUUAAGAUCUCAUUUUUUUACUUUGUCUGACAAUUUUACGGGAAUUCAGAACUUUUUCCGAGUAUCGUGGCUGCGCCUGUGGUUGUUUUUAAAUACUACACAACUGCAUUCCCACCACCCUAAAUUUUACCACAUGGUAAAAUGCUACGUUUCAUCCAACUUCUAAAUUCUUGCCAGUAACUAUGUCUCUAACUCUGAUUUAAAGCUUACAGUAUUUGCUGAAGAGCCAAAAACACUAAUUAUAUUCUUAACUCUUACAUAAAUUAUUAUUUUUGUUACUGCAACAUUUGUUUCUUGUAAGUAGUCAUUAUACGUUAUGGAUGAAACCACAAAACUUCAGAUGGCCCUAGAACUAAAGUAUAUUUCGCAAUCGUCUGUACUUAGAUUUAAAUGAAGUACAUAAUGUUAGCUGAUCUUAACUAUAUUCCAUUUCUAAUAAUAGUGAAUGUAAGUUAAUUAUCACUAGUUCUACUUUCCACAUCGAGGCAGGCGUCUAAAUUGUGAUUUGUAGUCUUUUCGACACUAUUUUAUUGUCAUCUUUAUUGUCUUGUAAUUAUUAUAAAUAACUGUGAUUGUUAUAUCUAUAAUGUAGAUCAGCUAUUGGCAGAAUUUAAUAUAUACCUCCUCGCGUGGAUUAAAUGUUCGGUAUUCGAAUGUGUAUAUUUUGUGAUUUUUCUUCGAUAUAACUGUAUAGACUGAGAAAUAAAGUGAGUAGACGAGUAUUACAGUCACUACAGUAUAAUCAUGUUGAUUUGUUGCUGAGACAGAACUUGUCUAUUUAAUUAAUUAGACGGAGAUAACGCUUCAUCGGCUAAGGUGUGUGUUGACUGGAUCUUCUCCAAAUAGUCAAUUAAUCAUGGCGGAUGAAACUAUCUCCAUACUUGUCUAUUCAAGCUCUUCCAAUCUGUACAACGUUUUUUGUGACCAAUCGCUUCCAAUUACGGUCUAAAUAAUAUUAAAAAUAAUACAAGUGUUUCGGAAAGAAACAAGAGAGACAUUGCAAUGUAGUUUAGGGUUUUAUUUUUCUAAAGUUACCAUCAGUUUUCAGCUAGCCUUAUUUUAUAAUGUUAAAUUUUUUUUAUAUAGUAUAUUUUUUUCACUGGUCAGGGCGCUUGCGUGUUAUGAUUGGUUGUAUUUCUAUAUGUAUAUAUUGGAAGUGUAGCAGAGGAUGUGGAGUGUUAAAGUAGAAAUAUACAUUUUCUUUGUUCUAGUUGUCAACGUUAAAAAUAGCACUAGCAAAGUUUAUUGAGCCAAAAAUUGCGGAUAUUUUAAAAACUAAAGUUAGUUUAAAGUAGCGUUUUGGAGUGAAUAAUUUUUCUGUACUUACCUAAUGAUAAAACGUUGUUCGAAGCAAGGUUCAAAUUUAUGCGUUUUAGAAUAAUCCAAUCCAAUUCAGUCUUAAAUAAUUUCAAGACUGAAUCUCUUGAGGUAAACAAAUUGGUUUACCUCAAGAAAUUGCUUAGAAAAACAAUAACGGGAUUUCAAAUGAUGGUUUUACGAAACGCUGAACAGAUCUGACUAAUACUAAACAUCAUAAUAGUAAUGAUGUUCUUUAUAGUGGAUGUUACUUUUGGCGGUGUUACGCAAUCUUUCUCUAAAUCUUUAAACUCUAAAAGUUUGAACACUGAUAAAAUUAAGCAGAAACACACAAUUUUAAUCGUAACAUUAAUUGUAAUUUACAAUUAAAUUUAGCAAAAAUUUUAACAAAACAUCGACAGUUACAAUGAACACUCAACUGUUACACAAGUAAAAUCUUUUGUGUAAGUUUUUUAAUGCAUUUACAAUAAAUACAAAGUCCUAUAAUAAUAGAUUCAACUACGUAUGCUUGUGUACAUCUAUAAAUAUGUACAAUGUAUUCAUAGUAUGAGAGUACAUUGCAUUAAAGAAAAAGAAAGAAUGCUGUGUAAAACACAGUAUGAUGUGGAAAUAACGGAUACUUGAAGCAUUUACUCUAGAUAAAGAUCUUUACAUUAUCCGUAGACGAGAGCCGAUUUUGCUACAGCCAAGUGACGCUAACUAGAAGAUAAAUUGCACAUAGAAUUUGUCUUGCCAGUUAGUCUUAAAGUAUUCAACUUGAUCGUAGCAAAUUAACUCUUUGAAAGUCAUAAUAGUAUUUAAUUUGUAUAGUUAUGUAAAACACGCAAGCGCCAAAAUGAAAGCAUGGUUUCAAAAACUCGAUGGUUAUGAGCAACAACUGUGUAGCAGUACGUAAAAGUAAUUGAAUUCUACAAAGUGUAUAAAUAAAAUCAAAUUAGUGUUAGUCCGUUGCAUAUGUUCCGUUAGGACACAUAUGGCGUAGCAGACCCAUCUGUACUCGCAAACAACAUUAUGCAUCCAAAUGAAAUACGUUUUCAAUUGAAAAUCGAAUCUACUUAUGUAAAUGUGUCUUUAUUUUCAAAGCAUUUUAGUAUUGUAACAGCUGAUACUGUGCGUUGUUUUGACUAUACUUUGGAAUUUAAUUAUCGAUUUUUUUCUAUCAAUGAAACAGAGACUUUUCAAUAUAUAAUUCAGGUAAAUUGGAAAACCUUCCUUAACUACAAGACACGAUAAGUAGACACGGAACAAUUGUUAAAUCGUACUUUAAACAGGACGUAUCAAUUUCUAUGGGUUAUACUACAAUGAAGGAACAUACGGUCUACUAUGUUGGUGAAUUUCAGUACCUAUGAUCAGGGCAGAAAAAUAGCAAAGCGUAAAAAUAGUAAAAAUAGCAAAAAUAGCGACCAUUUUUUAUUGACGACUGUUUAUUACUCUUGACUACAAUUAUAAUAGAUUUUAGCCUAAAACUUAGUGAUCGGUAAAAUUUUUUUAAGUGGUAUCAGUACUUUGUGAUCUUAUCUUGAGAUUUUAAACAAGUAUAUUCACGACAAAACAGUAUAAUUGUUGUUCAUCUUGCCUAAGAAUUGUGUGAAACCAUGUUAUGCCGUCUGCGCCGCUCAUAUGUUAAUGCGAGCAUUCGGCAUUCCGACUCUCUAGUGUAGGGGAUACUAGGUAUAACGCCUUACGUUAUAAUAAGCUUAUUGUUAGCUUUUAUCAAAUAUAUUUACAUGGUAGUUAUUAUUUCCUCUUCCGAGUUGCCUGUUACUUGGUAUGAAGCGCCCGUACGCUGUUGUUGCGAAAAGAAAAUUUAAGUAUAAAUUUUGUGAGGACUUUUAAGCUAUUGUAAAUUUUACAGAAAAUUAAAUAAAAAUGUUGUGAAAAUAAAUUAUAAAAAAGUGAUAUAAACAGUGAA
This is a messenger RNA of Hyposmocoma kahamanoa, 6761 nucleotides long. RefSeq names its product terminal nucleotidyltransferase 5C. Bases 309 to 1907 code for a protein of 532 amino acids. The transcript is spliced from 4 exons. The record is from RefSeq and is a predicted model, not a curated record. Lineage: Eukaryota; Metazoa; Arthropoda; Insecta; Lepidoptera; Cosmopterigidae. Gene Ontology annotation, molecular function: poly(A) RNA polymerase activity; RNA binding. Gene Ontology annotation, biological process: mRNA stabilization.